Gigantopelta aegis is the source of this 564-nucleotide messenger RNA. RefSeq lists its product as uncharacterized. The transcript has 4 exons. The record is from RefSeq and is a predicted model, not a curated record. The annotation marks the transcript as partial. NCBI's taxonomy places the organism in Eukaryota, Metazoa, Mollusca, Gastropoda, Neomphalida, Peltospiridae.
ACGAUUGACAAUACGCAAUACACAGUGUACAAGCGUGACUUUGUUAUUCAACAUAACGAAGACUUCACCAGUUCACUUGACGAGAUCGUCACUGUCAUGUGUUACUUUGACGCUUCAGGCAUUUCAGUCACUUCCGACAUACGCACUGUCAAUCUGGCCAAGGCUAAUCUGGGAAUCACGAGCAUAAAGGAAGAGUUUUCGCCAGUUACACUUUCUGUCCAAGUUGAUGACGCUACACCUGGCAGCAGCGUUAAUGUCGGACAAAAACUGUCCUUCACCUUAACCGUAGGGUCAGAAUUCAGCAAAUUGUUUUUGAAAGAAGUCAAAUUCAAUAACGGCAAAAUAGAAGCGGAUGAAAUGUACCAAAGUUUCAAAAUUCUUGAAAAUGGAUGCAAAAGUACGAUCAAGGGAAAGGAUGUGUGGAUAGCUCACCCAACUCAUCCAGAUGGCGACAACCGUGUCGUGUUGUUUGAGGUCAAGGCGUUUUUGUUCACCAAGGCUGCUGUUCUGAAAACAAUUUUCACCACGAAAGUCUGUCUUACAAGUGAUAACACCUGUGAUGCC